AUGUGGGGGUAUACUGCAAAUGGGACUUUCACUGUGAGAAGUGCAUACUACCUACAACAAUCUCUGGUCAGACAGAUGAAGGGGGAGUGCUCGAGUAUUGUAACUGGUUUGAUAGACUGGAAGCAUUUAUGGUCUCUAAAUGUCCCUAUGAAGAUUAAGCUGUUUGUAUGGAAAGCUGUUCACAAUGCUCUUCCUACUUUGCAAAAUCUGGCAAUCAAAAAGGUUGUUGAUGUUGACUUGUGUUCUAUCUGCAAGAGAGAAGUUGAGUCUGCACUACAUGUAAUAUGGUGUUGUCUCGCAGCUAGUGAUGUUUGGGCCAUGCCAAGCUGUCCCACACACAAGUGGCCUAAUUUCUUCCCUGACUUUAGUACUCUAUGGUUAUCUUUAUGUUCUAAGCUGGAUGUGGAUUCACUUCAGCUGGUCUGUUUUAUUAUGCGAAGGAUCUGGCUAAGGAGAAACUACUUUGUGCAUAGAAAAGAUUUAGAAAGCCCUCAACAGGUGGUGAUAGCAGCUACUGCAGAUAGAAAUCUGUUUUUAUGUUCAUUAACAAGCACAGAUGCAGCACCUUCUAAUAGUAUGAGUGACAGAGGAGACAUAAGGUGGAAAAAACCAAAAUUUAGAACAUUGAAGGCAAACUGGGAUGCUUCAGUUAGUACUAAACUCAAUAGAGAAGGCUAUGGCAUUAUUAUCCGAGAUGAGCAAGGGAAUAUAAUGGUUUGUGUGUGUGCAAGCCACAAGCCAGUUGUAAAGCCUGUGAUGGCAGAAGGCCUGGCCUUAAGGAGGGCAAUGGAAGUUUGUGCUGAUUUGGGCUUGGGAAGGGUGGUGUUUGAAGGUGAUGCUCAGAUCAUUGUUCAGGCAGUGAACUCUGAUGAGGUGAUUAGUGCAGAUUAUGGGGUUCUAGUUUAUGAUGCUCGAAGUAUGUUAAGAACUUGGCCUCAAUGGCAAGUUGUUUUUGUUCACAAAGAGGCCAACUAUGCUGCUCACCAGUUAGCAAAGUUAGCUUUAGACUAUGAGAAUGAGAAAAUCUGGAUGGAAGAUGGUCCAGUGCAGGUUAUGUCGACUGUACAGUUAGAACAGUCUAUGUAA
This is a messenger RNA of Carya illinoinensis, 1086 nucleotides long. RefSeq lists its product as uncharacterized. NCBI's taxonomy places the organism in Eukaryota, Viridiplantae, Streptophyta, Magnoliopsida, Fagales, Juglandaceae. The transcript has a single exon. The record is from RefSeq and is a predicted model, not a curated record. Bases 1 to 1086 code for a protein of 361 amino acids. Gene Ontology annotation, molecular function: nucleic acid binding; RNA-DNA hybrid ribonuclease activity.